Molecule: messenger RNA, 1626 nt
Organism: Ectocarpus siliculosus
Lineage: Eukaryota; Phaeophyceae; Ectocarpales; Ectocarpaceae
Source: the annotation of a GenBank genome assembly
AUGUCAACCAAAAGGAAAGAUCCGGGAGGGGGCGGAGCCGACGGUAAUGGUAGCAAGCGUAAGGUGCGCUUUCGAGGAGGCAAGGACGACAACGAAGAUGAACAAGGAAAUGGUUCCAGGGGAGGGCCGAACCGCCGCGUAACCGGUGGUUCCUCCAGCCGUGCACGCGGUAGGGACGAGGAGGAGGAGGAGGAGGAGGAGGAGGAGGAGGAGGAGGAGGAGGAGGAGGAAGAGGAAGAAGAGGAAGAGGAGGAGGAAGGGGGUGGUAGGAGGAAGAAGAGCCGGAGGAAGAAGAAGAAAAGGAAAGGGCGGGGCGGGUUUGAAGACGACGAGGACGAGGAGGAAGAGGAGGACGUGGACCGGAUGGUGGAGAAGGUCCACGGGGAGGAAGAGGAGGAUGAGCACUACGAGCGGACCAACGAGGCCGGGGACCCGAUCGAGCCGUUCAAUCUCCGCAACGAGCGGGACAUGGGCUACUUCGACACGAACGGAAACUUCGUCUGGAAGCAAGAAGAUGGUGAGCGGGAUGCCUGGUUGGCAGAGAUGGACGAGGAGGCGAUGGAAGAAGCCAUCGGAGCAGCCAGCACGAGGGCGCCCAAGCCGAGCGAGGGGGCAGCAGGGGCGACGGGUGCCGCUGGUGGUGCAGUCGCCCCCCUGGGAGGGGGCGCCGCGGAAUCACUCUCCGUCAUGGGCACGGCAGAGAUGCGGGAGGCUCUGAUCCCGCUGCUGCUGGAAGACGAGACGGUAGUGCAGGCGUUGAGGCGACUAGGGGCCAAGAAACAAUCGCCAUCCGCUGCAGCAUCCGCAGCCUCUGCAGCUAGGGCUCGUCGUGCGAGUGACAAAAAGAAAGCGGCGGCGGCGGCAGCAGCAGCAGCAGCAGCAGCAGGGGAGGAGGAGUCGGGGGACCCUUCAGCCGCGGGAUCUGAGCCAACGGCGGGAUCAAAGGCAGGCGAUGGUGACAACGACAACAGCAGCACCACUAAGAACGGCGGCGCGGAGGCGGCCGGGGGCGGACAGGGCAGUCCUGCUGGGGCAAGGUCGACGGCGGUAGAGAAGAAGCGGCGGGAGGACUUUGCGCGGCUGACGGAGCUCGCCGACGCGCUGCUCCAGGCGGGGCAGCACGAUGUGUACCAGCAGACCAAGGAAGACCUGGAGGAAGCGGCUGAGGUGGCGGCGGCUAAGGCGGCGAGGGCAGCGGCAACCUCAGGGGCUGGAGAAGAGAGCGCGUACUUCGAAUACCGCGGGAAGGACGGAAACGUGCAUGGGCCCUAUGGGGCGUCUCAGAUGCGGGGGUGGGCGCAGCAGGGCUACUUCGAUGGGGAGCAGGCGGUCAUGAUGCGACGAGUCCAGCCCAAGAAUGGAGAGGCUACUACUAGCACCAACGGCGGCACGUCCAAGCAGGCAGAGGGGACACCUGCAAAAGAUCCCCCGUCUUCGAAUGCCGAUCUCAUGGCGGAUCUGCAUGAUGAUGACGACGAGGAAGUGGAGGAGGAGGACAAGAAGGAAGGGAAAGGAGAAACCGCCGCCAGCGGAGAAGGAGAAGGAGACGCCUCUAGAGGACCCGGGAAAACCAGUAGUCAGGAGGAAUGGGUCUUGUCCGACAACAUAGACUGGACUUCGUUCUGA